ACCAUUUUUUAUCGUUUAUAUCAUUGGCCUAAAUAUUGAUUCCUUCUCCCUAGGUUGUUCCAUCACCAAGAAACAAAGCCUCUUUAACAUGGAGGCCAAAGCCAGCUCAGGCAUUCAACUUCCUCCAGGAUUUAGAUUCCAUCCAUCUGAUGAGGAGCUCAUAGUGCACUAUUUGAAGAACAGAGUCAGUUCAAGUCCACUUCCUGCAUCUAUUAUUGCUGAGAUAGAUCUCUAUAAGUACAACCCAUGGGAGCUACCAAGUCUGUAUAUAUUGCGUUUCUAUUGGUUCCAUUUUUCUUACAUGCAUCUUUUGUAUAGUAAUUGCCUACUGAUCACAGACACCUUUUCUUUCAAAAUAGAGAAAGCUUUGUUUGGCGUGGAUGAAUGGUAUUUCUUUACACCAAGGGAUAGGAAGUACCCCAAUGGAGCCCGGCCUAACAGGGCAGCAGCUUCAGGUUAUUGGAAGGCAACAGGGACAGAUAAAUCGAUUUUUAAUUCCUUCGGAACAGCCAAAAUAGGCGUCAAGAAGACUCUCGUGUUCUACGAAGGACGCCCUCCCAAAGGACUGAAGACAGACUGGAACAUGCAUGAAUACAGAUUGCUAGAUGCCAUGAUUUGGAACAAUCCCAAGAGAAAAGGAUCUAUGAGGUUGGAUGAUUGGGUGCUGUGUCGAGUUAGGCAGAAGAACAGCAUCCCCAGAAACACAUGGCAAGAUCAAAAUAUUCCAAGUUGUGCAUCUGCACCCACCGGCUUGUUCCCAAAAGUGAAUGAGCUACAGCAAAUGAACAUCAACCCCAACACUGAGAUGGUCACGAAUUAUUUUUACGAUGAUUGCCCAAUGUUACCUUGUUUCUUUUCUCCCCAGAAUUUUCCAUCAACUGAAAGAGCCUCAAGCAUAAACUUCCUAAGUAGCGACAAAUCUUGCACUUCUUUUCACAAUAUGUUAAACCCACUGAAAAGAAAACCUGCGGAAACAAACCAACAGCGAGGGAAUUGUUUUCCACCCGGCAAGAUGCUUAGAACAAAGGCAGAUAUAGAGGAGGACGUUGUAUCUAUCAGAAACGAUGGCACUAAUGAGAAUUUCAGCGGAACAGAUCAGUCUGAGUGUGGCAAUUUCAGCACUGAGCAAUGGAAUUCUCCUAUGCAAUAUCAAGAGUUUAAUCACCUAACCUUCACAGGAAAUCACCUAACUCUUGAUUAGAACAGUAUCAAGAGUUUAUAUUUGUAAAUAUCACGGUGGCUAUUUAUACAUUCAGAUAGCUAGGUACGGUGAUUUGUAUAGUAUAAGGAUCUUAGCAAAUAUGGUGAUUCAUUCCUAGUGGAUAGCUUGUAUAAAUUACUGCUAAAUACACUAAAAGACUUGGGUGUUA
This is a messenger RNA of Populus nigra (black poplar), 1370 nucleotides long. Its product is annotated as NAC transcription factor 56-like. Gene Ontology annotation, molecular function: DNA binding. The transcript has 2 exons. Gene Ontology annotation, biological process: regulation of DNA-templated transcription. Lineage: Eukaryota; Viridiplantae; Streptophyta; Magnoliopsida; Malpighiales; Salicaceae. The coding region runs from base 89 to 1201 and encodes 370 amino acids. The record is from RefSeq and is a predicted model, not a curated record.